AUGGCAGGUUCUCCGGGACUGUUGACCUUCAGGGAUGUAGCCCUAGAAUUCUCUCGGGAGGAGUGGGAAUGCCUGGACCACACUCAAAGGGCUUUGUACAGGGAUGUGAUGUUAGAGAACUACAGGAACCUGGUCUCCUUGGCCAGAUCUGGUUACCUUUUUGGAGGAAAUGAAGGGUCCCUGUGUUGUGAAGAGGAAGGAGACAAUAGCCACACACCCUAUGUGGGAAUAAAUGAAGCAGAUGACACGGCUGUGUCAUCUCAUCUCACCCACGGUUUAUUUUCAUACCUUAUUACACAUCAGAGGAUCCAUAUUGGAGAGAAGACUUACAAUAGUACUGCAUGUGACAAAGAUUUUAACCAGUCUGCAAAACUCAUGCAACAUCAGAGUAUUCAUACUGUGGAGGAAUCUUACAAAUGUAAGAAACAUGGUAAAGUCUUUAAUCAAUCAUCAGCUCUAAGUAGACACAAGAAAAUCCACACUGGAGAGAAAUCUUACAAAUGUAAUGCAUGCGACAAAGCCUUUAACAAGUGCGCAAAUCUUACUCGACAUCAGAGAACUCAUACUGGGGAGAAACCUUAUAAAUGUAAAGAAUGUGGCAACGCCUUUAACCGGUGCUCAAACCUUACUCGACAUCAGAGAACUCAUACUGGGGAGAAACCUUAUAAAUGUAAAGAAUGUGGCAAAGCCUUUAACAGGAGCUACAGCCUUACUCAACAUCAGAGAACACACACUGGAGAGAAACCUUAUAAUUGUAAAGAAUGUGGCAAAACUUUUAACCAGACAUCAUAUCUUAUUGCACACAAGAGGCUCCAUAUUGGAAAGAAGACUUUCAAAUGUGGUGAAUGUGGCAAGGCUUUUAAUCAGUCUGAAAAUCUUACUAAACAUCAGAGUAUUCAUUCUGGGGAAGAAACUUACAAAUGUAAUAAUUGUGGGAAGGUCCGUAGUCACUCAUCAACUCUAAAUAGACAUAAGAAAAUCCAUACUGAAGAGAAACCAUACAAAUGUAAAGAAUGUGGCAAAGCCUUCAACCAGUGCUCAAAGCUUACUAAACAUCAGAGAAUUCAUACUGGAAAGAAAACUUACAAAUGUCAAGAAUGUGGCAAAGCCUUUAACCAGUGCUCAAAACUUACUCCAAAGAGAUUUCAUACUGGAGAGAAACCAUACAAAUGUCAAGAAUGUGGCAAAGCCUUUAGUCACUGCUCGAACCUUAUUAAACAUAAGAGAAUUCAUACUGGAGAGAACCCUUACAAAUGUAAAGAAUGUGGCAAAGCCUUGAACAACUGCUCAAACCUUGUUAAACAUCAGAGAAUUCAUAGAGGAGAGAAAACUUACAAAUGCACAGAAUGUGGCGAAACCUUUAACCAGUGCUUAAACCUUACUAAUCAUCAAAGAAUUCAUAAUGGAGAGAAGCCUUACAAAUGUAAAGAAUGUAGCAAAGAAUUUAAAUGGAGUUACAGCGUUACUCAACAUAAGAGAACUCACACUGGAGAGAAACCAUACAAAUGUGAAGAAUGUGGUAAAGCCUUUAACCAGGGCUCAACACUUACUCAACAUCAGAGAAUUCAUACUGGAGAGAAACCUUACAAAAGUAAAGAAUGUGGCAAAACCUUUAACAACUACUCAAGCCUUACUCGACAUCAGAGAUUUCAUAUUGGAGAGAAACCAUGUGAAUGUAAAUAA
This is a messenger RNA of Diceros bicornis minor, 1683 nucleotides long. RefSeq names its product zinc finger protein 420-like. Gene Ontology annotation, biological process: regulation of DNA-templated transcription. The record is from RefSeq and is a predicted model, not a curated record. Lineage: Eukaryota; Metazoa; Chordata; Mammalia; Perissodactyla; Rhinocerotidae.